Molecule: messenger RNA, 3918 nt
Organism: Aspergillus nidulans FGSC A4
Lineage: Eukaryota; Fungi; Ascomycota; Eurotiomycetes; Eurotiales; Aspergillaceae
Exons: 2
Coding region: 1-3918 (1305 amino acids)
Source: RefSeq, a predicted model, not a curated record
AUGUUUCGCAGAAGGAGGAGCGCCUCACAGCAUCGGCAUCAGCACCAGCUUUCGACUUCCAAUACGCAGAAUGCGCAAUCGGCCGCUACCCGUGCCUUCAUUCAGUCGCAACCCUCGUCCAGUAACCUCUCAUCCGCGGCUGCAGCCGCCGCUCUCCGCAGUCUGACACCCACCCCGACCCCUAUCGAGAAUGUCCAGACCAAGCGGAUGCUCCAGCGACGGGCGUCCCUCUCGUCGCAGCCAGUUGGAUCAGCCACUCUCCGCCCAUCCAGUCGCAAUGGCCUCCGACGAUCUAAUAGUUCAGCCUCUAUGAGCGCGCGGACAUUCCGGGAUCAAUCCCCUGGUCGCCCAUCCUCAAGCUAUUCGACCAUGUCCACAUCAGCCGUUGUGCCACCCCUUCCAUCAAUACCUCCGGAAUUCUCGGGCAGGAAGAACCAACCUCGGCGGUCUGUCAGCCUGGGCCCGAGUGCGUUACCUCCAACUUCACGUACAAGACAGACCGAGGGAAGACGGAAUGUCACAUCACCCACAAAUGUACCUGACAGCCCGCGAGAUGUCGCCAGCUCGGAAGCCAGCCCGAGUUCGCCGCGGCAUCAGAGGUCUGAAAGCAGGAACUCAAUCAAUUUCUCCUACCCUAUGAAUUCUCGCACCAAUUCGCCGACAAUCCCUUCGGGGUUUCACGAUCGCCAAGACUCAGCUGCGAGCGCAGCUACUUCACUCAAUCAGCGUGCUAGUGCUCAGUAUCACCAAAACAAAACACAUGCUGCUGCGCCUGGAAGCCCCGCGAGGAGUACUCGCCCCGUAACAAGUGCGCUUGCAGCUGCCCAGGCUGUGACAUUGAGUUGGAAUGAAGAGCCAAAUACGCCGCCAGGUUCCUCUCGCCCGGCGCGUCAGCAGCAUGCUAUCGAUCGUUCGCCGAGCCGGAGCCCAGCAUCACUCGAUGUCAAACCGCGUCCCGCCCCCAAGAGGACGUCCGCGACUUCAGAAGAUCGUUCGGUUAAAGAACGCUCCCGACCCUCGCCUGCACAAUCAUCAUCGCCCAUUCCAAUGCCUCUGAAGGAGAAGGAGAAUCGACCAUUGGCGGCGCCUUUGAAGGAACCUCCAAGGCCUCUGACUCCUACUACCACUGAGAAUGAAAAUGUAGUACGGACCCCAACUGUUAGUCCACCGCAGGCGAAACCAGCCGCGGAACUGGAUCGUGAGCGCCAGCCUGCAGCCUUAGGCCAGCCGGGUAGUCCAGCAAGAUCGGCUCAUUUUCCUAGUCAACUUACUGUGAAGGGAUUUCCGGGCGAUCAACUACAUCAACCCCCUCCCCGGUCUCUCUCCCCGGCUAAGUCCGCCAUGAAAAACCGAAACAGCUCUCUAUCCCCCGAUGGAAGGCUCUCUGGCAUCUUACGUCCUGGUCCCUCAUUGAGCGAGAUUUCAGACGCAACGUCUGUGGCAUCCGACGACGGCGUGAGACCUAACCACCGCAGGAAACCCGUGAAGGUUAGCUUUGAAGAUGAGGCGGAAAUUGUGGGAGUGGCUGCAAGCCCUCCAACGUCACCAGAAGAUAUUGUCCCCGAAUCCCCUCCGGGAAAGUCCAAGUCAAAAACAAGUUGGUUUAAUCUUCACAAAAGGAAAUCCUCACCUUUGCGGUCCACCGACAAUGAUGAGUUUGAUGGGGUGUUGAAGCCUCGCGCAGCUCUACCAUCCUUUGGCAGUAUUCGAGGUAAUAAGGAUGGUGCGCGACUUGAUGCAGCCAUUCAGCAGGGAGUGGAUGAUGAUUCGGAUAUGGAAUCGGACGAUGAUUUCAUCAAUGGCCAUUUCGUCAACAGUAUUAACCCUCGUGCGUCAGAAGCGAAAGUAACAAAGCAGGAACGGGCUGAUAACGAGCUGCCCGCCGUGCUUACUGUUACAGCUGCAAAGGGUGUCGCGGAAAAGGAUGCUACCCCGGUUGGCGAAUUCAAUAUGGAGCCCACAUUUUUCCAUAAGACUCAACUCUCGCCACUGGUGGAGGUUCCAUCUGAACAGAAUCUUCCCCUCUCCGAGGAACAGAACCUUGAAUUGCCUGAUAUCACACUGCAACCGGCGACCCCAGACCCCGAAAAGGGAAGAGCAAGCCUUGAAGAAUGGAUUAGUCCAGAAGAGUACCCACAUCAAUCUAUUGAAGCGGAGCCUGAAGAGCCGAGUCGGCUAAUGGGAAAGAGGGAUUCAGCUGAUGAUGACUCCAGUUCCAGCAUAUACAGCGAUGCGGAGGAGGACUUGGCUGGUGGUGGUUAUGGAUCUAUCAACGCUAUUGUUGACCACGAAACGGCAUCUUCGGUGCCGGGAGUCGCAGUCACAACGUUGCAGGAUGAGACACGUCUCGCUGAGCAUAGUCCCUAUGCAACGGACGUUCCAGAGACCUGCCAGAUCGCUCGUGUGCAGACUCCUGUCCGGGAAGACUUAACGGCCCCGACUCCUGGCUCCCCCGGUCUAAUUGAACCGCUUCCGCUCUCUUCACCUCCCGUACAGUCUAAAGCUGAGACAGCUUCUGCUCAGGGAAAGAAUACUCGCUCAACAGAGCCGGUUGAAGUAUAUAGCAUUGCUAAUUUACGAGAGGAUAACCCCCAAGAAGUGAACACUCGUUCAAAGCAAGUGAAAGCCAAUGGUUCCGGAGCUCAGCAAAUCCAGCAGCAGAGCCAAACCCGCGAAGCCUUGACACCACUUGUUCAGAAUGACGUGAAAAGCCAGGGCCCCGCGGAGCUGGAAGUGAGCGGAGGUGCCCACAUACCCCGACGCCAGUUGUCAAAUGGAAGUGACUCGUCGAGUAGUUUCAAACGAGCACGAAGAGCUGGCAGAGGUGGAAUGGGAAUGAAGCGGACCUUACGGGGAAGCCAGCAAGAAAGCUCGGCCCCUGUUUCCCCUUCGAGGUCAGCCGCUCAUGUUGAUUCUUCUACUAUGCCCUCCGCCUUAGGAACAGGUACUCUGCGCACGACCUUGCGAAACAAUGCCUCGCGAAAGGAGAAGCCGUCAAUCUUUUCUGCGGGCAAGGCGCAUAAAGGAAAGCUUGCGAAAAGUUUCAACUUGCCCUUUGCUUCUCGCUUUCCGGAUUCUGACUCUGACUCUGAUGAUGGCGUCCAGAAUCGACGACUACCACGCCUGGGCCAUCGGUCAGCGAGGAGCAUGAGCGAUUUUGACAUGCGCCCUGUUCGUGGUAUCCCGCGUCGACAGGACGCCUAUGACGGGGACUCUACUGAGCUAGAAGAUAGCUCUGAUGGUGAACGACGACCCAAUUCUGCACCACGAGGCUUAGCGGCAGAAGCCCCCGCACCAAAACCCCAGUCUCCGACUGUCCGAGACCCUGCGCUGGCUGCAGUGGCCAAAUCUCGUGGCAUGACGGAGGAGCAACUGGAGGAAUUGCUUAACCGUGGAUCACCUCGUAAGCCUAAUAUUCUCAACCGCCUGAGCAUGAAAAAGUCGAAACCAGCUCCGAAGCGUGGAAAACUACAGCUACCUCAGGUGCUCUCGAAUGGAAUAUUUCCAGAGCACGAACAAGCACAGGGCCAAGACGCGGAAGUCGAUCAUGACAGCCCUAAGGUUGUGUCAAACUCUUCCAAGCUUACCAAGAAGUCUUUCCACAAGGCAGCUCAUUCUGAUUCCUGGCCUCUCAGCUCUGAACAAGCAGACCCUGUCGACUCCGGCAUCGGAUCAGUUUCAUCACCUUCGAGUACUCAACAAUCCGCACAAGCUCAGACGCCGAACGGAGGUGCAGCCAACGGUAACAGACCAUUUUCACAACAACAGCCUUUUGGCACCACAGCCGAGUGCGCACCGUCCCAGGAGCACGAUCAAUCCGUCUUAAAAAGCAAUCGUGCCUCGGAUGUGGUCAUUGAAGGGUCUGGGCGCAAGAAGCGUUUCCAACGCUUGAAGAAAGCAUUUGGCAUUGGCAGGUGA